AUGCCACGUAAGCUACGUAAGAAUAUACGUAAGAGGAAGGGAGCAUUGAAACAUCCAAUAGUAAAACUGACACCACAACAACAGUUGCAACAACAAAUGAUGAAUGACCCCACUAUGUUGCAACAAAUGUCAAGCAACCCUAUGCUUUUAAACCGAGUUAUUGGUGCACAGAGUGGAGGUUUAAGAGCGGCACUUUUAGCGAAAAUGGCAGGCUAUGGUGGAGCUGCAGACGGAACAGCUUAUAACCCUCAAAGUCAAAUGAAUUUGAGUUCACUCAAAAAUCAAAUAACAGAUGUCAAAAAGUCAAACAUAGACAUACAGAAACAAAUAAGUGAAAACGAAAAGAAACUAGAAUAUGACAGACAGACAAAGAAACUAAAUGAGUUAAACGUAGAGAAAAAGAAGAAAGAAGAACAACUGAAAGAACUAAGUACAGAGGAAUAUGCGAAAAAAGUGUCAGAAAAAGCAGCAGAAGUAGCAAAAAUGGAACAAGAUGUUAUAAAUUUGAAAAACCAUACUACUCAAUAUAAAGUACUGAAAGAUGAAGAGAUAAAACAAAAAGCCAUGAAGACAUAUAUGGAUAGCGAUGAGUAUAAAAAAGAAGUUGAAGCAAAUGUAAAGGCAGAAA
Trichomonas vaginalis G3 is the source of this 628-nucleotide messenger RNA. Its product is annotated as protein of unknown function, DUF4106 family. The record is from RefSeq and is a predicted model, not a curated record. The transcript has a single exon. NCBI's taxonomy places the organism in Eukaryota, Parabasalia, Trichomonadida, Trichomonadidae. The annotation marks the transcript as partial.